This is a messenger RNA of Lodderomyces elongisporus, 4167 nucleotides long. RefSeq names its product protein kinase (gene GIN4). Gene Ontology annotation, biological process: intracellular signal transduction; protein phosphorylation. The transcript has a single exon. NCBI's taxonomy places the organism in Eukaryota, Fungi, Ascomycota, Pichiomycetes, Serinales, Debaryomycetaceae. Gene Ontology annotation, cellular component: cytoplasm. The coding region runs from base 1 to 4167 and encodes 1388 amino acids. The record is from RefSeq and is a predicted model, not a curated record. Gene Ontology annotation, molecular function: protein serine/threonine kinase activity; ATP binding.
AUGUCACACUCAAGGCUGGUCUCGAUAGGAUCAUCCGUUGCAUCGAUCUCCAACCACAACCACCCGCAAAAAAUAGGACCCUGGAAGUUGGGCAAGACAUUGGGCAGAGGUGCAACUGGAAGAGUGCUUUUAGCGACACACCAAUCAACGGGCCAGAAAGCUGCUGUCAAGGUUGUAUCGAAAUCAGAAUUACAGGAAGAAGAUGGAACUAUAGGUUACAAUAAUAACAAUAACAAAGACAACAAUGCGAAUGGCAAGGAUAAUGAAAAGGAAGAAGGGUUGCCAUAUGGCAUAGAGAGAGAAAUCAUCAUUAUGAAAUUACUAAAUCAUCCCAAUGUAUUGAGACUAUACGAUGUCUGGGAGACUUCUAAAGCUCUAUACCUUGUGCUAGAGUAUGUCGAAGGCGGAGAGUUAUUUGAUUUAUUGGUAGAACGGGGUGCUUUACAAGAAGCAGAAGCAAUCAAAUAUUUCCGUCAAAUCAUCUUGGGAACUGCAUACUGUCACGCAUUGGGAAUAUGUCACAGAGACUUAAAACCAGAAAACUUGUUACUCAAUGCACAAUUGAAUGUCAAAUUGGCUGACUUUGGAAUGGCAGCCUUGGAAAGCAAUGACAAAUUACUUGAAACUUCAUGCGGAUCUCCACACUAUGCAGCACCAGAAAUUGUUAGCGGCUUGAAAUACCACGGCGCUGCUUCUGAUGUUUGGUCUUGUGGUGUGAUCUUGUUUGCCCUCCUCACAGGUCGUUUACCCUUUGACGAUGAAAAUAUCCGAAAUUUAUUGCUCAAGGUUCAAGCAGGAAACUUUGAAAUGCCCCUGGACGAGAUCAGCUACGAUGCCCAGGACUUAAUAGCCAAGAUGUUGGAAGUGGACCCCACACGAAGAAUUAGUACCGAUAAAAUACUCAAGCACCCAUUAUUGACCAAGUACCCCAUACCCAACGAGGACUUGAUCAGUGAAAAGUCAUUGCCACAUCCCGAAACUGCGUACAAGUCUCUUGGAUCAACAAAAAACAUUGAUAAACAAAUAUUAUCGAAUCUUUCCAUAUUAUGGGCAGACCGAAGCGAACAGGAAAUUAUAGAUGCGUUGCUCAGACAUGGACCUAACCCAGAAAAGACUUUUUACGCCUUGUUGAUGAGGUACAAACACACUAGUGACGACACACUGUCAAAACCCAAAAGAUCUACAAGUUUCAACAACAAGAAUAGUGCAAUGACUAGAAGCAGCUCAAUCGGCAAAUCCACCACUCCAAUGAGAAAACGUGCAAGUCAAAUAAGUGUUUCUCGUCCCACAUCAUUUCAGUAUAAAAAUGGUUCUCUUCCUCCUCCUCCUCCACCACCGCCCCUUUCAUCAACUGGAGCUUAUCAAUACAAUAACCAUAAUCAUAUGAAUAAUAGUGGAAGCAAUAGAAACAACCGAUUAUCUGCAGCUUCUUCAGCACACACAUCGCCAAGAAAGUCACCUAGAAAGAGGAGAUCCUAUGCAAGAUCUCCUAGUAAUUCACCUUACAAAUCUAAACCGCUCAGAAUGCAAGAUAAUCCAGCAAUUUCCGCAAACCCUAGGAACAUAUACAACGAGAUUAUCAGUGCUCAAAGUUCACAAUCAAUCCCGCCUUCAUUGCCCUCAAAAGAUUCUUAUAAUUUAGGUUAUCAACAGCAGCAACAACAACAGUCCUCUUCUUUACCUCGGGUUGAAGAGAAUCCCAUUGUUGAUGAAUCACCAAACCUUCUUCAACCCGCCAAAUUGUCUCCUUCAAAACGGUCUUCUGUUAUUUCCAAACCAACCAAAAGACAAUCGAAACGAAAAUCACUUCGUAUGUCAAUGACUAAAGGGUUGGUGAGAAAUUCAGUCACCAUGAAGCUAUUGUCUACGUAUGCAAAGUUGGCUGGUGAAGAUGAUUGGGAAUACAUGGAUAAGCAGACAAAGAGAACCUCGGCAACUUUUGCAGCCUUGUGUGACAAGAUUUUCAAUCAAGAAGAUUACAACGAAGACGAGGAAAAUUUGGUUGAUCCUGAAGAACUCGAGGCUAGGGAAUAUGAGAGAUUAAUGGAAAUUGAGAGGAGGAAACACGAAGCUGAAUUGAAAGCCCGUAAAGAACUUGAAAAGAAGAAAAAGAGGCAGAAUAGAAGGUCUCUACUUAGUUCAAAGAAAUUAAGUAUCAUUGUAAAGGAUGAUAAUGAUCCAAACAACAGUGAACAAGACUUGAUUCAAACAGAGCUGGGUAUUAAACAACCAAAACGUCAGUCUAAACAUAUGGGAGCUUUGCGAGCCUUGUCGGAAGGCGAUGGUGCUCAAUCGGAUGAACUUACUGUUGAAGAUAUGGAGAGACUCAAAAGGAGAUCAGCUAGUCAACCAGUGCCGAAAAGAAAACAAACACCAAUCUUGACAAGGCGGCCCGUAUCAAGAUUGGAUCCUUUGUGGCAAGCCCAUCACAAUGAAGAGAUUGAAAAGGCUCAAGACGCUUUAGAGCAGGAAUGGAGGGAAUCGAAAAAGAAGGAAGAGAUUCAAAAGCGCAAAAAGAUCAAUAGGGAAUCAAUGAUCUCUGUGAUGGAUGACAUUUUGGAAGAAGAUAAUGCUGCAGAAAAUAAGCUCGAAAGGCGAACAACACGGGAUACUUAUUACGAGAAGGAUGUCGAUUACGAACUACCAGAACCCAACGUUGAGCAUUCUAACUUGACUGAUGACUAUAUGACUGAAAUCCGCAAGUCUAGACUUCUUAAUAGUCAAAUGAAUUUGAAAAAGAUUGCAAAUGGAGAAGAAGGCACUGGCUCUGGCACUGGCUCUGGCAUUGCGGGAGAUGGAAAAACAGCUGCUGAGGCUGAGCCCAAGACCUUGAUUGGAAAUGUUAGAAUCCCCACGGUAACUAGAAAGUCGAGAAACUUUACCAACUCCAACAAGCGCUUAUCGGUAUUAUCACUUUACUCAACAAAAGCUUCAUAUCGUGACUUGAAUUCUAUCAUUGAUGCUCAUAAUCCAGAGGAAGAUCUUGCAAAGAUGCCUACGAUGCGCACUAGUUUUGCCGAUAGAUUAGACAAAGCAGGUCAAGUGGAAAAGUAUGGUGAGGAUGCUGAUAUUGAUGUUGUCGAUGCAGGUGCUGAUGCAGACGACCAUUCCGUAAUGGACUUUGACGAGCAUUUGGCAAAUAAGAGAUACUCUUACUAUGAUGCCAACAAGAGAGCCUCGCGUGCUUCGACGACCAAAAGAUAUGACAAAUCUGCAAGACCAACUUCCAAAGUACCUGCAUUACCUACGGAAGAACAUGAUGAGACUUUUGCUAGUAGAAGUGAUGACGCGCGCAAAUACAACAAUCACAAAUCAAUUUUGACAGAUGACUCAAGUGUUACCGAUGACGUCUUUGACAAGAUUAAGUUGCCUGAUGGAAAAUCAACAAAGUCCUCAAUUGAUGCAUUGGCCAAUGGUACAUCAAACACCGGCCACAAGAAUCCAAAGCCUCAGCAAAAGAAUGCAAGAUCAUCAAUUCCGGAAACUGAGACACAUCAUCCACGACUUGCUGAACAAAACAAAGAUGCAAAUUCUAGACCGAUGUCGAAAGUAAGGGAUUCGAAGGCUCAAAAUAAUUUACCGCCAGCUCCUCCUCCUCAUACGGCGCAAUCAAAGAAGCCAUUGGAUGAUAAAACAAACAACUAUGACGACUCAACACAAAAGAGUAAAAAAGGCUCCUUUUUCAGAAAGUUAUCGUGGGGUACUAAAACACAAACAGCAAAUAAACAAGCAUCUUCGGGGAACAAUGGACAAUUACCUACGCCGACAGAGUCGGAUGAAGAAAAACCCAUGUCAGCUUUCCGUCGUUGGUUUUCGACAUCCUCGUCGUCUGCGGCGUCAGCGGAAGCGGAAAUACGCAAAUUCAGCACCAUUUUACCUAAAGAUGAAAUGACCUCGGCGUUGUUUGCCUUAUUAAAAUCAUGGUCCAAUUUUGGUCUUAAAGACUUGAAAAAUGAUCAGUACAGCUCUACCAUUACUGGUGCAAUCUCUAAAUACAACUCAUUUGAUUUAAAGAGCUGUAAGUUUAGAAUCAGAAUUGCAUCGAAAAGUCUGAACCAAAAGUCGGAGAUUAUAUGUGUUAGAGUUAAGGGUUCGAAAGUUACUACUGACACACUUUUUGGUGAGAUUGAAAAAGUGUUAUAUAAGGAAGGUGUAAUGGAUGUUUAA